This is a messenger RNA of Poecilia reticulata (guppy), 4382 nucleotides long. RefSeq names its product ArfGAP with SH3 domain, ankyrin repeat and PH domain 3 (gene asap3). Lineage: Eukaryota; Metazoa; Chordata; Actinopteri; Cyprinodontiformes; Poeciliidae. The record is from RefSeq and is a predicted model, not a curated record. Gene Ontology annotation, biological process: positive regulation of GTPase activity. Gene Ontology annotation, cellular component: cytoplasm. Gene Ontology annotation, molecular function: GTPase activator activity; protein binding.
AUCCCUCCCUCCCUCCUUCCCUCCCGGAACGCGCAGAAGGAUCUCAAGGCGCACACAUCUGCUGAGUGGAGCGUACGUCCAGUCCGACCUCAGCUCCGACUUUAGGUGACUUUCCUGUGUGAAACCGGUUCUUUGAAGGACUACACAUUUUUCGAGCUUCUCUGUUUGAACGCAAGCGAAGCAAACAGAGUCCACGUCUUCUUCAAAUGGGAAUUACAUGCGCGCGUAAAACUUUGGCACACUAUUUCGCUCGGUGAAUUUCGGAGCCCCUUUCUUUCUAGAAUCAUGCCGGAGCGAAUAAGUAUUUCGGAUUUUGUCGAGCUGACAAACGAGGAUUUGUCUUCGCCCGGGACUUCCAGCUUCCAGUCCAAGAUGAGCGACUGCAAGAACACCGUGUCAGCCGUGGAAGAGUGUCUGGAGAUGGACAACUCAACUCUGCACAGGAUGAAGAAGACGAUUAAAGCAAUACACACGUCUGGACUCGCACACGUGGAAAACAAAGAGCAGUACAUUGAGGUGAUGGAGAACUUGGGGAACAGCCACCUGAGUCAGGACAACAAUGAAAUCUCCACAGGCUUCCUGAACUUGGCCGUUUUCACCAGAGAGGUCACGUCCCUCUUCAAAAACCUGGUCCAAAACCUCAACAACAUCAUGGCGUUUCCUUUGGAAAAUGUGCUGAAGUCUGAACUCCGGGACGGCAGAUUAGAGCUGAAGAAACACAUGGAGAAGAGUUGGAAGGAUUAUGACAUAAAAUUAGGGAAGCUGGAGAAGGAACGAAGGGAGAAGACGCGGCAGCUGGGGGUGAGCAGGAGAGACGGAUCGGACGGAGGGGAGGACAUGGAGAGGGAGAGGAGGAUUUUCCAGCUGCAGAUGUGUGAGUAUCUGUUGAAGAUCCAAGAGCUGAAGGUGCGCCAGGGACCCGAUCUGCUCCAAAGCCUCAUCAAAUAUUUCCAGGCCCAGCUCAGUUUUUUUCAGGAUGGGCUGAAAGCUGCAGAGAAUCUCAUUCCAUUCAUUGAGAAACUUGCUUCUUCUAUUCACACGAUGCGACUGGAGCAGGACGAGGAGGUAAAAAAACUCCUCCAGCUGAGGGAUUCUCUCAGGUUACUUCUGCAGGUCGAGGGCAAAGAGGAGUAUCUGAACCGGAAGAAUUCUGGGAAUGGCUACAGCAUCCACCAGCCACAAGGAAACAAGAAAUAUGGGACUGAGAAAUCUGGCUUCCUACAAAAGAAGAGCGACGGGAUCAGGAAAGUUUGGCAGAGGAGGAAAUGUGGAGUCAAAUUUGGAUACUUGACUAUUUCCCACAGUACGAUCAAUCGACCUCCAGCCAAACUGAACCUUCUGACCUGUCAGGUGCGGCCCAACCCGGAGGACCGGAGGACAUUUGAUUUGGUUACUCAUAAUCGGACAUAUCACUUCCAAGCAGACGAUGAGCAGGAAUGUCUGAUCUGGGUGUCGGUGCUGCAGAACAGUAAGGAGCAGGCCCUGAACACGGCGCUGGGAGGAGACCAGCUCCACGUGCAGGACAGCGGCCUGCAGGAACUUUCCCAGUCCAUCAUUGCAGAUCUGCGACACAUGCCAGGAAAUGAGGCGUGUGCAGACUGCGGGGCGCCAGACCCAACAUGGCUGUCCACCAACCUGGGCAUCCUGACAUGCAUCGAAUGCUCUGGCAUCCACAGAGAUCUGGGCGUCCAUUACUCCAGGAUUCAGUCGCUCACUCUGGAUUUGCUCAGCACCUCAGAGUUACUGUUGGCCGUCAGCAUCGGCAACACCAGGUUUAAUGACAUCAUGGAGGCAGGGCUCCCCAACGACUCUGUCAAACCGUUACCACAGAGUGACAUGAAUGCCAGGAAGGAGUACAUAGUGGCAAAGUAUGCCGAACGUCGGUACGUCAUCCGCAGGGAAGAGUCGGAUCCGGGUCGCCUGUACGACGCGGUGAGGAGCCGGGACCUUGUUUCGCUUCUGCAGCUCUACGCCGAGGGAACAGACCUGGCCAAGCCAUUGGUGCUCCCUGAAGGACAGGGAGUCAGAGAAACGGCUCUUCACCUCUCCGUUCGUGUGGAGGAGAGAAGCUCUCUGGCGCUGGUGGACUUCCUCUGUCAGAACAGCAACUGUCUGGAGAAGAAAACAACAGAAGGGAACACGGCUCUGCACUACAGCGUCCUGCACCACAAUCCUGAAUCACUCAAGCUGCUUCUCAAAGCAAAGGCUUCUAUUCACGCAGUGAACUCAAGCGGAGAAACGGCUCUAGACAUCGCUAAGAGGCUGCAGCAAAGUCACUGCAUCGAGCUGUUGGAGCUGGCCCAAAGUGGGAAGUUCAACUCUCAGAUCCAUGUGGAGUACAUGUGGGAGAGUCAGUCUCAGGAGUUCUAUGACAGCGAGGAUGACCUGGAUGAGCGAGUGAGUCCGUUACCCAAAAACCGCUCUCCUCCAUCAAAUGGAGGUGGUGGAUCUGCCUUUGCCCAGUGGACAGCCAGCAAUGGCACAAGUCCAGGUGUCAGACCCUGUCAGACCUAUGAGAAUCUGGACUUCCUGUACAAGAAUCCUCCUGCCAACAGCGCCCCCCCUGGAGCAUCUCUGCCACCACCGCUGCCAGCCAAAUCAGUCCUAAGAGGGCGCUCAGACCCGCAGAUUUCAGUCACAACAGCCCAGGAUGGAGCCCACAUCCUGCGCCGCUGCUCCAACCCGUCGUCCCACUCUUCCAGUCCUCAGACUCAAACGAAACACGGCUCCUCUUCGUCAACUACAGAAACCCAGAGUCACAGCGGGAGAGCCCAACGGUCCUCACACGGACAAGGAGGUCUGCAAAGAUCGCACAGGCAGACCUGGGACGGCCAGACCACUCAAAGUGUCUCACAGGCGUCCAAUCAGAAUCACGGUGGGCCAGUCAGCUCAGAGAAGACCACCUCCUACCGGCGCACCAGCACCGGAGGCGGCAGCUUCGGAAAGGGCACCGUGGGCUCUCUGGCGCCGCCCUGCGUGGGCAGCCAGGAGGAGCUGUACUGCAGCCUGGUGGGGAACGGAAACGGCUCGGCUCCGUCUGCAGGGCCUUCGUCCUCCCCCACUGUGACUUGUGGCCCUCGCUCCCGCAGGAAUGCGAUGGUUUCGGUCAGCAGGCCACAGAAACGCGUAAAGGCUUUGGUGGACUGCCGAGCCGUCAGCGCCGAGCAGCUCGCCUUCUUCAAAGAUGAAGUCAUUGUGGUCACAGCCACUAAUGACCCCCACUGGUGGGUCGGCCAUAUUGAUGGUGACCCUUCCAGGAGUGGAACCUUUCCUGUCAACUAUGUGCACAAAGUAACAGAAUGAUGCUAGUUUGGACUUCAUCACCACAUGUGGGAAAGGAAAUGCUGUUCUAUUCAUGGAUCCAAGUAAUCUGGGAAUAUUUUCACAACAGGAUCUACUGACCAAAGGACAUCUGCACGACGAAAUCGUCUUUUUUAGGGACUAUUACUCAUCUCAGAAAGCAACGAAGAAACUGGAAACUUAUUUGUUGUCUUAAACUUGCAGGUGCAAAGAUAAAGCAAUGACUGUGAAUUGCUUUAAUGUUCUUUUAAAUAUUAAACAUUUGGGCUGCAGGUAUAUAAGCUGCCUGUAUUGAUAUAAGACUUGUGCAUACAGGCAAACUUUCCCUGCAGGACAAAAACCUCUUGAAGGCACUUUAAGUUUCAGAGGAAUCCUCUGAAGAGUUGGGAGAGCUGUAAAUGUUUAAUUAGCCAGCCGCUGAACUCAGAGUUAGCUGCUUUAUUUCCCUCUGAACGGAAAAUGACAAAGAUUUUAAAUCACAGGUUAAUGAGUCUUAUGAGGUUCAGACCCGCCCAGUAUCUGCCGCAGACUGGUCCGGAUCGUGCCUGCCAGUCUGUCUCCAGUAAAACGUCGAUAUGUCUGCGUAGCCCAGUGAGAGAUCUGAAACUUUGGCUGAGCCGCGGCGACUCCGGGCCCAGGCCGGCUGCAGACGGAGGCCAGGAUCCUGUUUCCCGCUGCCUCCAGGCGUCAGUCCCUGGAGAACCUGGAGUAACAGCAGCAUGCUGGAGGGAAAAAUAUAUAUAAGAAGUCCCUCUGUCCGUCCAGGAAAUGGCACUAAAAGUGGACUUGCUAAUAACUGUACCCCAGCACAGUAAUUUCUUAGAGUUUUUUUUCACAUUUUUCAUGCCACACAUGCACGCUUACACACGGAUCAGCUUCCAGGAGUCAGCAAGCUUUGUGAGAGAAAAGAUAUUUGUGAGCAAAUGAUACACAUUUCUUUUCUUUUGCACCAUUUCUUGUACAUAUUUGGUCAAACUUAACACAUAAAGUUGAUAUAAGACGAGGACAUCCAUCUUUACACCCUUGUGCCUCAGUGGGGUCGGGAGGGUUGCUGGUUCCUCUCCAGCUAACGUUCCGGGCGA